AUGCCUGCAUCAGCAAAGCGCUCCCAGCGCACCCGUCGCGACACCCGCCGGGACACUUCUCCUGCCGCAAGAGUCGAUGAUAGCUCACCUAGUCGCCCUGCCAAGCGUCGCAAGAAGGUUGAAGAACCGCCGCCAGUCUCGCCCGCCGACGAAGACGAGUCCAGUCUCACCGCCGAUCAGUCCGGUCAGCCCUCCAGCGACGAUGAUCAGCUACUCUCCCAGGUCGUCCAGCAUUUGACUUAUCCUAAAGAGGGGCCUGUGCAAGCCAGCAAAGAUCAUGCAAACUCUAUGCAUGAAGCCAACAAGAACGGCGUUCAGGCGUAUGCUAAGAUCGCCGCACAGGAUUGGACCUUUUACAUCACGAAACUUAACGUCAAUAUUGGUCGCUCUGCUGAAGGUGUCGACGAGGAUGACGAGGACUUUAUCCACAUCGAUCUUGGCCCGAGUAAAAUGGUCUCCAGACAACACGCUCGCAUUUACUUCAGUUCUAAGGAAGAGGUCUGGUUCCUCGAAGUCAAGGGAAGGAACGGUGUCCGAGUGGAUGGCGUGUCCUUGAAAGCAGGUCAUUCGAACCCUCUUCAGAGCGGUCAAGUACUCGACAUCGGUAACACGGAGAUGAUGUUCGUCCUGCCGACAGAGGUCACCCCUCUCCACAUCCACAAUCUCUACCUGAAGAGGGCUGGUUUGUCACGACAAGAUAUCACAAGUCCCCCUCAACCCAGAACAGAUUUGCCAGAGGAGCCGUCCUCAGCUCUGGGAUCAACAAUCAGGAGUUCGCGAGGCCAGCACUUCCGCCAGCCCAUAGCUCCGGCACCAGCAGAUUACAAGCGACCUGGGACCCCUCCCUCUGUGCGUGGGAAGCCCACACCAUCGCAACACAAGUCGCCACAUUAUUCGAGCUCGGGCACUCUGUUGGUGAACUCGAAUGACAUUGAUCUUAGUCACGACGAUAAUAAGCACAUCAAGCCACAAUACAGUUACGCGCAAAUGAUCACUCAGGCCAUUAUCAAUACACCCGAAGGGAAGCUCAAUUUGAAUGGUAUCUACAACUUUAUCAUGAACAACUACGCCUAUUACAGGCACCAGCAAGCCGCAGGAUGGCAGAACUCCAUUCGUCAUAAUCUCUCGCUGAACAAAUCAUUCGACAAGGUGGCCAGAUCCACUGAUGAGCCUGGCAAAGGCAUGAAGUGGCAGAUUGUCGCAGAGGCACGUGAAGAAAUGACCAGGAGUGCAUACAAGGGCGGUCGGGGUGGCCACCGAGGCUCCUCAGCGCCUUCUUCGCCCAGCCAGUUGAACUACAUCACACACGGUCCGAAAGACGUGAAUGCAAGAGGGGAGCCUGCCUCAACGCGGAAACGAAAAGUGUCGGCUACGGGCUCGCCGCCUCCCAGCUCUUCCCUUGCUGCGGUACAAUCCACCCCAGACCGAAGCACACGUCGUCUUGCACCUCCCAGCACGGCAUUGACUGCGGAUGGAAGUCCUCUACCAAGGCCCCGCAAGGGCGGCACGUCGGCCUCGGCGAGCUUCACCUCGACAAGCUACAAUGAUCAAUCUCCGACACUGACUUCAUCGUAUCUUCCUGACGAUGGAGCAUCCUUCGUAACACCCGCACCCCACCGAGUUCACCCACGACUAGCACCGCCUAGCACUGCCCAGAGGCCUAGCCAGCACAUGCCUACCAGCUCCCCGGCGCCCUUUUGGAAGUAUGCCGAGAUUGGUAGCACUCCGCUGAAGCCUGGCGCCCACUUCGACAUGAGCCCGUCCAAACCGUCUCUAGGUGGGGUUCCUCAGAGCAGUAGUCCCCCUCCGGCCAAGUCACCCAACCAGAGCCCGACAAGAUCUCAGAAUAAGGAAUCAUCCCGGGAGGCGCCAAGCGAGCCUUCGAAUCCUCCCGAAAUCGAAGAGGAGCAGGGUUUUGACUUAGCAAAGGGUUUCCAAAGCAUUGGUUCGUACCAUGCGCCUACAUGA
This is a messenger RNA of Colletotrichum siamense, 1968 nucleotides long. It is a transcript of the gene FKH2, whose product is annotated as Fork-head transcriptional regulator 2. Gene Ontology annotation, molecular function: RNA polymerase II cis-regulatory region sequence-specific DNA binding; protein binding; DNA-binding transcription factor activity, RNA polymerase II-specific. The coding region runs from base 1 to 1968 and encodes 655 amino acids. NCBI's taxonomy places the organism in Eukaryota, Fungi, Ascomycota, Sordariomycetes, Glomerellales, Glomerellaceae. Gene Ontology annotation, biological process: regulation of transcription by RNA polymerase II. The transcript has 5 exons. The record is from RefSeq and is a predicted model, not a curated record.